AUGGAGAAGAUUCAAGAACAAAACAAGCUCUCUUCUUUAGAUCAGAAAGGGAAGGUGAGAAGAAGCUUAGAAGUUCGAGGAUCUGCAGCGGAUCAGUUCUCAACCCAAAUCUUGCAAGACACAAGAGUUCCGUUUCUACAAAUGCUGCAACAACAGAGUGAAAGUGAAGACCCUUCUUCGUUUCUAUCGUCCAUCAAAGACCCAAACUUUCUAGCGUUACUCUCUCUUCAGGGACUCGAAAAGCCUUGGGAACUCGAAAACUAUCUCCCACAUGAAGUCCCAGAGUUUCACUCACCGACCCAUCACAACCAAUAUAUUGAAGCAGUCAAUGAAACCAUCUCAAGCCAAGAACUUCCGUCAAACCCACUACAAAAUGCAGCGAAUUCAAGACGCAGUAAGCGCAGAAACAACUUGCCAGCAUCAAUGACCAGAGAGAAGAGGAAGAGAAGGAGAACCAAACCAACAAAGAACAUAGAAGAAAUGGAGAAUCAAAGAAUGACGCAUAUUGCGGUUGAACGAAACCGCAGACGCCAAAUGAACAUUCAUCUGAAUUCACUCCGCUCUCUCAUUCCAUCUUCUUACAUCCAAAGGGGAGACCAAGCGUCGAUAGUAGGAGGAGCAAUAGACUUCGUGAAGAUCCUCGAGCAACAGUUGCAAUCCUUAGAAGCGCAAAAGAUGAAUCAACAGAGUGAUCAUAAUAACAGAGACAUUUCGUCGAACGAGUUAUGUGCGAGUAAUGAAGAAGAGCAAAGUCGCAAGCUCAGAGUGGAAGCCACAGUGAUAGAGAGUCACGUCAAUCUGAAAAUCCAAUGCCCGAGGAAACAAGGACAGCUUCUCAGAUCAAUCAUUUUGCUUGAGAAACUUCGAUUCACUGUUCUUCAUCUCAACAUCACAUCUCCGAUUAAUACAUCCGUCUCUUAUUCCUUCAAUCUCAAGAUGGAAGACGAUUGCAAUUUAGGAUCGGCCGAUGAGAUAACGGCGGCGAGAAACCCAAAACGAGUGGUCGAAUCGUUUCCGACUGCUCACAGAGGAACCAUCUCCACAAUCCCACAAAUUAGCGCCAAAGCCAUGGCUUCACUUUCAAUCUCUUCCUCUUCGACCAUCAUCGAUUCAAGAGCUCCUUCUCGACAAUCCUCCGCCUCCGCCUCUUCUCCGUCGUGUAUUUCCCUUCCGACGCUCCCUCCUCAGCCGCUUCAGUCUCAGACCCGCGCCGCAAAAGCCACUUCUUACUGUCGGAAGAUUGCGAGGAGCGUUGUGACGAGGUCGACUGGCGAGGUUCCCGCCACUACUGAAGUUACGACUACAGAGUUGCCGGAAAUCGUCAAGACUGCUCAAGACGCUUGGGACAAAGUGGAGGAUAAGUAUGCAAUUGGUUCUCUUGCAUUAGCUGGUCUGGUUGCUCUUUGGGGCUCUACUGGAUUGAUCUCGGCAAUCGACAGGCUUCCAUUGGUUCCUGGUGUUCUUGAACUUGUAGGCAUUGGCUACACCGGAUGGUUCGCUUACAAGAACCUGAUCUUCAAACCAGACAGGGAGGUUCUCUUUCAGAAGGUGAAGGACACAUACAGAGACAUAUUAGGGAGCAGCUGA
This is a messenger RNA of Microthlaspi erraticum, 1587 nucleotides long. The record is from the annotation of a GenBank genome assembly. NCBI's taxonomy places the organism in Eukaryota, Viridiplantae, Streptophyta, Magnoliopsida, Brassicales, Brassicaceae.